AUGUUUUUCACUUUUUUAAAUUUUAGGAGUUUUUAUUUUUCUCUGUAGAUUAACCUCAUGGAUGAUUUCGAAUUCUUCACACCGGUAGACAGCAGGUUAGAUAGAGACUUUAAAAGUACGACGACACUUGAAAGUCGCACUGACGUGUCUAGCGUAUCAUUUAACGGCAUAUUCCCCUGUAUAUCCCAGGAAUCUGAUCAAGAUCAGCUAAUUGGAUCAUACAAAAUCGAUAAAGAUGUCAUUGUGCCCAAUGGGUUCAGCAGCAUAUUAUUCCUGCCGUUACUCGACGCUCUUUAUAGACCUAAUUCGCUAAAAAAAGAGCUGGUGGUAGAUAUCGAUUUGGGGAAGCUUUCAACGGCUUUGCCAUCUGCAUGUCAUACCGUUGAUAACCCGUUCUCAGUGGUUGGAAAUUACCUUAAGGGGCUAUGUCUCCUACUGGUGACCAAAGUAAGGUACUUGUCUUCAGAUUUCGGUGUGUUCUCGAAGAGGUUCGAAAUGCCUGAUUUGUCGGCAGAACCAAAACCAAAAGCCAUCAAUUACUACGAAAGUGAUACUGAAUAUGAGCCAAGAACAAAACCAAAACACAGGAGAAAACGUAAAAUUAAGGAUACUGAUAGUGUUUCAACAAUUCAGGACCUUAAUGAAAGAUAUCAGAGUGAGUUGGUGCCAAUUGAAAGGCUUGAAAUGUUGAGAGUAAUGAACCUAGGAUUGUCAGGAAAUGAGUUCUUUUUUCAACACAAUGAACUCAGCCCAGUUCUUAAAGAUUACAUCAACGAAUUAAACCUAUCAAGUAAACUAAAUGACAGGGAUUGGCUGAGUUUCGAUGAUUUGAGGAUGCUUUCAUCACCAUUUAAACUUAACGCAUAUUCAUUUACUCCUCAGUAUGAUGAUGCGACUGUGGCUGCUAGUAGUGAGGUAUCAUUUGACACCAGUUAUGACAUUGACUGGAGCCUUAAAAAUGAUCCACUCAACUACAGUAGCAAGCACUAUGAGUAUGACUUUAUGGGAGGUUUGGAGGAUAAUUUGAACAAGGCGUUAUCGAUUACCGAUGAUAACUCAAAACGCCGCAAAAACAAUACCAUGAAGUUGUUUGAUGUGAGCCUUGUUAGAGCCGAGCCGAGAUAUGACAGGAAACCGGCAAAAUACAAGUAUAAAAGGAAUAAUACAAAAAGAAGAUUAAGCAGUGUUCUCACGACUGAUCUAUCCAAGCUCGUUGACACAGAUAAACAGGAUAAAGUCAGUCAGAUGGAGAAGACCGUCAGAGUAAAUGAGUCAGAGAGAGUUAAUCCUAGACAAAAGACUUUGGAUCAAAUGUUUGACAAAUAUUUUAGUACAGUAGUAGGGACUAACAUGGGAACCUCAGCCCACAAGAACGUUAAUGUAACAACUGAAAUGAAUCCUAAAACCACUUCAAACCUCAAUGGUGAUAACACAUCAAAAGGUAAACCAUCUGAUAACGUUGGAUUGGAUGGCAAAAAGACUACCGAAGGUGAAGUUGGAUCAACUUCGUAUGUAACACUGCAAGAAACUAAUGAUGGCUUUGGCACUUUGGAUAUCCUUAACUGGCUGAGGGAAACAUUCAGGAAAGUUGAUUUUGAGUCAAUUACCUUUGAUAAGCUAACUAAUGGAUUGGAUGCUAGGAAAGCAUCACUUGUAUUCUUGAGGGUUUUAAUCUUGGCAAAUUCAAAUUUUAUCUCAGUUUCACAAGCCAAACAAAUCACGAUUUCUCCCUCGGAACGAUUUUGGGAACCAGUAAAUUCUAGACUUAGUCUUCCAGUUGGAAAUUAG
This is a messenger RNA of Theileria parva strain Muguga, 1788 nucleotides long. RefSeq lists its product as uncharacterized. The record is from RefSeq and is a predicted model, not a curated record. The transcript has 6 exons. The coding region runs from base 58 to 1788 and encodes 576 amino acids. NCBI's taxonomy places the organism in Eukaryota, Apicomplexa, Aconoidasida, Piroplasmida, Theileriidae.